CAGCAGGAGGCCCCGGUGGUGGACGACCUCGGCACAGAGAAGGUGAUGGCACUGUAUGACUACACAGAGAAGUCGCCUCGCGAAGUUUCCAUGAAGAAGGGAGAUGUUCUUACACUCCUCAACUGUGCCAAUAAGGACUGGUGGAAGGUCGAGGUCAAUGAUAGACAAGGCUUUGUUCCUGCUGCUUACGUCAAGAAGCUUGACCCAAGUCUGUCUGCAAGUCGUAACAACCUGAUGGACGAGUUUACCAUCUCUGUCAGACAGAACCAGAUAGAGACACAGUAUGCUAAUCUGUUAGACCAAGGAAACCAGCGUCGUGAGAAACUCCAGGAAUCGUGCCGUGCCUAUCAACUGGUGCGUGAAGCCGGGGAGCUGGCAUCCUGGAUCACCGAGAAAGAAACCAUGAUUGUUGGUGAUGAAGUCGGGGAAGAUCUGGAACAAGUGGAAGAGAUGCAGAAGAAGUUUGAUGACUACCAGAAGGAUUUGAAGCAGAAUGAAGCAAGACUCCAGGAGCUGAACACGAUUGCUGACAAGCUAACAGCCAUGGGGCGUACAGAGGCGGCCGAGAAGAUCCGGGAGCAGAUUGCUACCCUGAACAACAGGUGGGAGAACCUGCAGGCAGUGACGGCUGUCCGGGCCGAGACCCUGGGGAGUGCCCACGAGGUCCAGAGAUACCACAG
Molecule: messenger RNA, 680 nt
Organism: Mizuhopecten yessoensis (Yesso scallop)
Lineage: Eukaryota; Metazoa; Mollusca; Bivalvia; Pectinida; Pectinidae
Product: spectrin alpha chain-like
Exons: 5
Biological process (GO): actin cytoskeleton organization
Cellular component (GO): cortical actin cytoskeleton; cell junction; plasma membrane
Molecular function (GO): actin filament binding
Source: RefSeq, a predicted model, not a curated record